Messenger RNA from Orcinus orca (killer whale), 3122 nucleotides. RefSeq names its product Ras association domain family member 1 (gene RASSF1). NCBI's taxonomy places the organism in Eukaryota, Metazoa, Chordata, Mammalia, Artiodactyla, Delphinidae. The record is from RefSeq and is a predicted model, not a curated record. Gene Ontology annotation, biological process: Ras protein signal transduction. The transcript has 5 exons. Gene Ontology annotation, cellular component: nucleus; microtubule cytoskeleton. The coding region runs from base 1754 to 2323 and encodes 189 amino acids.
AGUUCAGUAUACCUGGCAGCAGUGGGGCAGAACUCCUUACAUGAGUCAAGAAAAGGGAGUUGUGGAUAACUCUUUAGGGGAAAAUUCUAUACCUGGAAAGCUGAGCCCAGAGUUUGGGUACAAGGUUUGAGUGUAGAUCCCUGGGACUGUCCGUGUGUCACUCAGGCCUGAGCCAUCUUCCAUUGUGGAAAGGUGAGAAAACCACAAGACACUAACCAAUUGAAAAGGAGGCUGGGGCGUCCCAAGUUGUAUGUAAAAUAAAACCAUCAGUCACUAUGGACAGUGGCAGAGUAGAAGGUGGGUGGCUAUAGUGUCGCAGAAGGGAAAUUCCAUGGUAUCCCUCUGGGACAGCUGUUGGAAUCCUCCUCUAGCAGUCAGCUUCGGAAAAUGGAAAAAGAUACUCUUCCUCCUCUAGAAUCCUGGGAGGACAGUGCAGUACCUCCAGUCCAAGUCCCUUGUUUUAUGAAUAAAGAUACUGAGGGAGGUUCACCUGGAGAAGGGAAGGGGCUGGAACUGAGGUCACUGCAUCCCAGCUCAGGGCUCCUGGAUAACCCAGGAAGGGAAGAGGAAGGACCCAGGCUAGAGCUCAGAGCCAUCACAAGGAAGGGGAAUGAGUUAAUGCCAUCUCUUUGAUCACCCUGUUGUGUAAGUAGAAUUCUCUUCCUUUUUGCCCUGGUACUAGUCUGCUCAGCUUUCCUCCUGCCCCUAGCACCCCUUCCAUCCUGACACUCCUUCCCACUGGGGUACUUCUUCCUGUCUCAGGCCCUCUCCUUGGGCCUGAACAAACACAUCCACCCUUUAUUCCCAACCUCCAGCCCUUAUUUUACCUCCCAGAUCCCUUGUUUUCCAGGGUCCAGACCAUUUGUUCUUACUAGUCCUACAGGGUUUCCCACUGUCUCCAACAAGGUUUCUGCUAGAGUUUUUUUGUUUUCUUUUGUUUUCAAUAUUUACUUGUUUAUUUAUUUGGUUGCUCCAGGUCUUAGUUGUGGCACGCAGGAUCUCCGUUGCAGCAUGCGGUAUCUUUUAGUUGCAGCAUGCAGGAUCUAGUUCCCUGACCAGGGAUGGAACUUGAGCCCCCUGCAUUGGGAACGUGGGGUCUUAACCACUGGACCACCAGGGAAGUCCCUAGAGUUUUCACUUCUCAAUGCUCUUUUCCAUCUAGGAGACUUUUGGAAACUUGGGGAAGCAAAUAGGGUGCAGUUCCCACCCCUCCCCCAGUCUCAGUCCUCAGUGCCAUGUACUUGCUGGCCACUGAACAGCAGCAGGUUCUAGAUAAAGAGCAUACUGCUAAAAGGCUGUGGACUCUACCCUACCCCCUCAUCUGUCCUUCCUGUUGUCCCCUUGAGAUGGUUUAAGCUUAGGGCGCUCCAAGGCAGUAGUCAGGAAGAAGCCUGGCUGUCCUGGGCUCAGAGCUGAGCACAAGGUUAAGCUUAUUCUGCAGGAGACCCUCUGAUGGGAGCUCCCCUGGGACAAGGCAUUGGUCAGUGAUGAUCUCAGCUGUGUCUGUGACACUCUCAUUCCUACUAGGGCCUAUCUGAUGUCAACAGGAGGUAAGGGUGAUGCAAUGGGACCAAGGGAGUUUGGCAGAAGCCCUGGCCCAUACUCCACCCUUCAGACAAGAAUCCAGUCCCUGGAGGAACAGAGGAAGGGCUGAGUGGAUGAGCCCGUGGAGUGGGAGACACCUGACCUUUCUCAGGCUGAGAUUGAGCAGAAGAUCAAGGAGUACAAUGGCCAGAUCAACAGCAACUUGUUCAUGAGCCUGAACAAGGAUGGCUCCUACACAGGCUUCAUCAAGGUUCAACUGAAGCUGGUGCGCCCUGUCUCAGUUCCCGCCAGCAAGAAGCCACCCUCCUUGCAGGAUGCCCGGCGGGGCCCAGGGCGGGGUACAGCUGUGAAACGCCGCACCUCCUUCUACCUGCCCAAGGAUGCUGUCAAGCACCUGCAUGUCUUGUCACGCACACGGGCACGCGAGGUCAUCGAGGCCCUGCUGCGCAAGUUCUUGGUGGUGGAUGACCCCCGCAAGUUUGCACUUUUUGAGCGGGCUGAGCGCCAUGGCCAAGUGUACCUCCGGAAGCUGUCAGAUGAUGAGCAGCCCCUACGGCUACGGCUCCUUGCAGGGCCCAGUGAGAAGGCCCUAAGCUUUGUCCUGAAGGAGAAUGACUCUGGGGAGGUGAACUGGGAUGCUUUCAGCAUGCCUGAGCUACACAACUUCCUACGCAUCCUGCAGCGGGAGGAAGAGGAACAUCUCCGCCAGAUCCUGCAGAAGUACUCGUAUUGCCGCCAGAAGAUCCAGGAAGCCCUGCAUGCCUGCCCCCUGGGGUGACCUCUCGUACCCCUGGGUGGAAGGAGGAGAGUAGGCAGCGCCAAGGGCGUGCCGUGUGAGUGUGCAAAGGGCCAUGUGGCCCGAGGAAUGAGUGUGCAUGGAGGCCCUCUCUUGCUGGGGGAAUGAGCCCAGAGAACAGCGAAGGAGCUGGCCCCCUGUGUCCACCAGUGGGUGUAGCAGAGCAUGGCUCUACAUCCUUCUGCCCUUUGUGUACUGGGUCAUGGUGGGCCAGGGUUGCCCUGGGAAGCUGCUCCAAGCUUGCAGCAGGGGUAGAGGAGACAGAAGUCUCCUUAAUUUGUGUCUCAGAUAUGAGAAUCUUGGAGACCCUACAAACAGAAUAGGGUCAUGUUUGCAGGGAUGAGGGCCCUCACCUAUGGUGAAAGGUUGUGUGUUUCGGGUCUUGGAUGGGGUCUCAGGACAGUCCUAUCAGAACCGAGGGUGGGUGUUUAAGGUAAGACAGGCAUCAAGAAAGAGUCUAGGGUUCCCUCUACAGCACCCUCUGGCUCCUCACACACCCUGGGGUCAGGGAGUGCUGGCUCAUGGUGCAACAACAGUGCCUCUGCCUCCUCCAAGGAGGAUGUCCCUGUGCCAGGGUCUGUGUGAGUGUGGGCACUGUCCCAGGUCUGUGCCUUGUUUGCCAGUCAAAGCCAGGGUCUUUCCCUUGGGUAUUUUUGAUGAUGUGUGCGAAUGUAUGUAAUAUUUUGUGGCCUCAGUUGAAUGCCUCCUGUGGGGGAAGGGGUGGGGGUGACAGUCAUCAGGGCCUGGGGUCUGAGAGAAUUGGCUAAAUAAAGAUUUAAGA